This is a messenger RNA of Acanthisitta chloris (rifleman), 4380 nucleotides long. RefSeq names its product splicing factor 3b, subunit 1, 155kDa (gene SF3B1). NCBI's taxonomy places the organism in Eukaryota, Metazoa, Chordata, Aves, Passeriformes, Acanthisittidae. Bases 1 to 3906 code for a protein of 1301 amino acids. Gene Ontology annotation, biological process: spliceosomal complex assembly. The record is from RefSeq and is a predicted model, not a curated record. The transcript has 25 exons. Gene Ontology annotation, cellular component: U12-type spliceosomal complex; catalytic step 2 spliceosome; U2 snRNP. Gene Ontology annotation, molecular function: mRNA binding.
AUGUCUAAGGUCACAGGUGGCCACCAGAAUAUUGAAGCACAAAUUCGUGAAAUUCAAGGAAAGAAACCUGCUCUUGAUGAAGCACAAGGAGUAGGCCUUGAUUCCACAGGAUAUUAUGACCAAGAAAUUUAUGGUGGCAGUGACAGCAGGUUUGCUGGAUACGUCACUUCCAUUGCAGCAACUGAAUUGGAAGAUGAUGAUGAUGACUACCCUUCUACCAGUUUGCUUGGCCAGAAGAAGCCAGGGUACCAUGCUCCAGUGGCACUGCUCAAUGACAUACCACAGUCUACUGAACAGUACGAUCCCUUUGCAGAGCACCGGCCCCAGAAGAUCGCAGACCGGGAGGAUGAGUACAAAAAGCACAGGCGGAUGAUGAUAAUUUCCCCUGAGCGUCUUGAUCCCUUUGCAGAUGGAGGGAAGACUCCAGAUCCUAAAAUGAAUGCCAGGACAUACAUGGAUGUUAUGCGUGAACAGCAUUUAACCAAGGAAGAGAGGGAAAUUAGGCAACAACUAGCUGAAAAAGCUAAAGCUGGAGAGCUCAAAGUCGUCAAUGGAGCUGCGUCUCAGCCACCUUCCAAACGCAAGCGGCGCUGGGAUCAGACAGCUGAUCAGACUCCUGGUGCCACGCCCAAGAAAUUAUCCAGUUGGGAUCAAGCAGAGACUCCUGGCCAUACGCCGUCUCUGCGGUGGGAUGAAACUCCAGGCCGUGCUAAGGGUAGUGAAACUCCUGGUGCCACCCCAGGCUCGAAAAUCUGGGACCCAACUCCCAGUCACACCCCAGCAGGAGCUGCCACACCCGGGCGGGACACGCCAGGCCAUGCCACACCAGGCCACGGAGGGGCCACCUCCAGCGCGCGCAAAAACCGCUGGGACGAAACACCCAAAACAGAGAGAGAUACCCCUGGCCAUGGCAGUGGGUGGGCUGAGACACCUCGUACGGACAGGGGUGGUGACUCCAUUGGGGAGACACCAACCCCAGGAGCAAGUAAAAGGAAGUCGCGAUGGGAUGAAACACCUGCGAGCCAGAUGGGUGGCAGCACUCCUGUCCUGACCCCUGGCAAAACACCCAUUGGCACACCAGCUAUGAACAUGGCAACCCCUACACCAGGUCAUAUCAUGAGCAUGACUCCUGAACAGCUGCAGGCUUGGCGUUGGGAAAGGGAGAUUGAUGAGAGAAACAGACCACUUUCUGAUGAGGAAUUGGAUGCUAUGUUUCCAGAAGGGUAUAAGGUCCUUCCCCCCCCAGCUGGUUACGUACCCAUCCGCACUCCAGCUCGGAAGCUCACAGCGACCCCAACACCCUUGGGGGGCAUGACUGGGUUCCACAUGCAGACAGAAGACAGGACCAUGAAAAGUGUUAAUGACCAGCCAUCUGGCAAUCUCCCAUUCCUAAAGCCAGAUGAUAUCCAGUACUUUGAUAAACUGCUGGUUGAUGUUGAUGAAUCAACUCUGAGCCCCGAGGAACAGAAGGAGAGAAAAAUAAUGAAAUUACUUCUGAAAAUCAAGAAUGGCACACCUCCCAUGAGGAAGGCUGCAUUGAGACAGAUCACUGACAAAGCUCGGGAGUUCGGAGCAGGGCCCUUGUUCAACCAGAUUCUGCCUCUGCUCAUGUCACCCACACUGGAAGAUCAGGAACGUCACUUGCUCGUCAAAGUCAUCGACAGGAUUCUGUACAAACUGGAUGACUUGGUCCGACCAUACGUACACAAGAUCCUUGUGGUCAUUGAACCUCUGCUGAUUGAUGAAGACUACUACGCUAGAGUGGAAGGCAGGGAAAUUAUUUCCAACUUGGCUAAGGCUGCUGGUUUGGCAACAAUGAUCUCCACCAUGCGACCUGAUAUUGAUAACAUGGAUGAGUAUGUCCGGAACACGACAGCUCGAGCCUUCGCCGUCGUUGCAUCUGCUCUGGGCAUUCCUUCGCUGUUACCCUUCCUGAAAGCUGUCUGUAAGAGCAAGAAGUCCUGGCAGGCCAGGCACACUGGCAUCAAGAUUGUACAGCAGAUUGCUAUUCUCAUGGGUUGUGCUAUCUUGCCUCAUCUCAGGAGCUUGGUUGAAAUUAUUGAACAUGGUCUGGUGGAUGAGCAGCAGAAGGUUCGCACCAUCAGUGCUUUGGCCAUUGCUGCUUUGGCUGAGGCAGCUACUCCCUAUGGUAUUGAGUCCUUUGAUUCUGUCCUGAAGCCCUUAUGGAAGGGUAUACGUCAGCACAGAGGAAAGGGUUUGGCUGCUUUCUUGAAGGCUAUUGGUUACCUGAUUCCCCUCAUGGAUGCUGAGUAUGCAAACUAUUAUACCAGAGAAGUCAUGCUGAUCCUUAUCAGAGAGUUCCAGUCUCCUGAUGAAGAGAUGAAAAAAAUUGUGUUGAAGGUGGUAAAGCAGUGUUGUGGUACAGAUGGUGUUGAAGCAAACUACAUCAAAACAGAAAUCUUGCCACCCUUUUUCAAACACUUUUGGCAGCACAGAAUGGCUUUGGACAGAAGAAAUUACAGACAGUUGGUUGAUACAACUGUGGAGCUGGCAAAUAAAGUUGGAGCGGCAGAAAUUAUUUCUAGGAUUGUGGAUGAUCUGAAAGAUGAGGCUGAGCAGUACAGAAAAAUGGUCAUGGAAACAAUUGAGAAGAUCAUGGGAAAUCUGGGGGCAGCAGACAUUGAUCACAAGCUGGAAGAACAACUUAUUGAUGGUAUCCUGUAUGCCUUUCAGGAACAGACCACAGAGGAUUCUGUGAUGCUGAAUGGCUUUGGCACAGUGGUUAAUGCUCUAGGCAAAAGGGUUAAACCCUACCUGCCACAGAUCUGUGGUACAGUUCUGUGGCGUUUGAACAACAAGUCAGCCAAGGUCCGGCAGCAGGCGGCAGACCUCAUCUCCCGCACGGCUGUCGUCAUGAAGACCUGUCAAGAGGAAAAACUGAUGGGACACUUGGGUGUGGUUUUGUAUGAGUACCUGGGUGAAGAAUACCCUGAAGUACUGGGCAGCAUACUCGGAGCGCUGAAGGCGAUUGUCAAUGUUAUAGGUAUGCACAAGAUGACACCACCAAUCAAAGAUCUGCUGCCUCGGCUGACACCUAUUUUGAAGAACAGGCAUGAGAAAGUGCAGGAGAACUGUAUUGAUCUUGUCGGGCGCAUUGCAGACAGAGGUGCAGAAUAUGUUUCUGCAAGAGAAUGGAUGAGGAUCUGCUUUGAACUGCUUGAAUUGCUAAAAGCUCACAAGAAAGCCAUCAGAAGGGCCACAGUGAACACCUUUGGUUAUAUUGCAAAAGCUAUUGGACCUCAUGAUGUAUUGGCUACACUGCUGAAUAACUUGAAAGUACAGGAAAGGCAGAACAGAGUAUGUACUACAGUAGCAAUUGCUAUUGUGGCUGAAACAUGCUCACCCUUCACAGUGCUGCCUGCACUCAUGAAUGAAUACAGAGUUCCAGAACUGAAUGUCCAGAAUGGUGUGCUAAAAUCUCUUUCUUUCCUGUUUGAAUACAUUGGAGAGAUGGGAAAAGAUUACAUUUAUGCUGUUACACCAUUGCUUGAAGAUGCUUUAAUGGACAGGGAUCUCGUGCACAGACAAACAGCCAGUGCUGUGGUACAGCACAUGUCUCUUGGUGUUUAUGGGUUUGGCUGUGAAGAUUCCCUUAAUCACUUGUUAAAUUAUGUGUGGCCUAACGUUUUUGAAACCUCUCCUCACGUCAUCCAGGCCGUUAUGGGGGCUCUGGAGGGCCUCAGAGUUGCCAUUGGUCCCUGCAGAAUGCUGCAGUACUGUUUACAGGGUUUGUUCCACCCUGCCAGGAAAGUCAGAGACGUUUAUUGGAAGAUUUAUAAUUCCAUCUACAUCGGCUCCCAGGAUGCUCUGAUAGCACAUUACCCAAGGAUCUAUAAUGAUGAAAAGAACACCUAUAUCCGUUAUGAACUCGAUUACAUCUUAUAAUUCUCUCGUUGAGUUGUUUGUGUUCAAUGCACAGCUGUUGUUCAGUUAAAUGCUUCAGAUUUGAUGAUGUAAAAUUUUCCAACUGUGGAGAUCAGUGUAGAGCUGGUCAGAGGCAGAGCUAGGUAUCCAGUAGCAUGAUUUUUUAAAAUAUGUUCUUGUUUUUUGAUGUUAAACAGUUAAAGCCAGUAGUGACCAAGAGAACAGUGAUUACAAUGUACUGGAGGGAUUUCGUUUCGGAUUCAUCUUUAUGAAGAUUUAGAUUUCAUUCCUUGUGUUUAAAGGGGAAGUUUAUUUGAGAAAUAAACAUUUGUGUAUAAAAACUAAUUUGUGUGUGGUUUUUGGACAGAGGAGCUUGUAAAGUGAGUCCCUUUGGAUUAAGUAUUUGUUCAUGUAAUAAAUAGGUGGUAUAAAGCAUUUUAACCCUUUUUGUCAUCCACUAGCUUUUGAAUAAAUAAGAAAAAUGUACCAACUGUA